GGGUUUCCAUCCGGAAUUUCGAAUCAGAUUGACAGAUUUGCAGGCCCGUAUAAUAUUGAUGAAGUUGAUUGGGACUAGUAUAUUCCUCCACACACACAUGAUAAAUAUCCCUUCACUUUCACUUGCAAACGCCUACCUUUGUUCAGGAACCAAAGUGUGAGGUUUCAAGUAUGGUGCCAAGCAUGGAGGAGCCCCUUGUUGGUGGCACCACAGAGAAAACAGGAGGGCUGCUAAAACAGAGCCUCGCAGUGACCGAGGUGAAGAAGCAGCUCUACCUUGCCGGGCCUCUCAUCGCCGGAUGCCUCCUGCAGAACGUCGUCCAGAUGAUAUCUGUCAUGUUCGUCGGUCAUCUCGGCGAGCUUGCUCUCUCCAGUGCCUCCAUUGCCACCUCCUUUGCCGGCGUCACCGGCUUCAGCUUGCUGUCCGGCAUGGCGAGCAGCUUGGACACGCUCUGUGGGCAAGCCUUCGGCGCAAAGCAGUACAAUCUUCUGGGCAUCUACAAGCAGAGAGCAAUACUGGUGCUCACUCUUGUGAGCUUUGUGGUUGCAAUAAUCUGGGUUUACACGGGCCAGAUACUUCUGCUCUUCGGGCAGGACCCGGAGAUCGCCAUGGGUGCCGGGAGCUAUAUCCGGUGGAUGAUCCCGGCGCUGUUCGUCUACGGGCUGCUGCAGUGCCAUGUCCGGUUCCUGCAGACGCAGAACAUCGUCCUCCCGGUGAUGAUGAGCUCGGGCGUCACGGCGAUGAGCCAUGUGCUCGUGUGCUGGCUGCUGGUGUACAAGCUUGGGAUGGGCAGCAAGGGUGCUGCCUUGGCCAAUGGCAUCUCCUAUCUGGUCAAUGUCUCCAUCUUGGCUGCCUACAUCAGGCUCUCUCCCUCUUGCAGGAGCACUUGGACAGGGGUCUCCAAGGAGGCGUUUCGUGACGUCCUUGGCUUCUUUAGGCUUGCCGUUCCAUCUGCUCUCAUGGUUUGCUUGGAGUGGUGGUCGUUUGAGAUGCUCGUACUUCUCUCCGGACUCCUCCCGAAUCCUAAGCUCGAGGCAUCGGUAUUGUCCAUCUGCCUAAACACUGGUUCGUUAGUAUUCAUGAUCCCGUUCGGGCUUGGGGCCGCCAUAAGCACCCGUGUUUCGAACGAGCUUGGUGCUGGGCGACCGGAAGCUGCCCGUCUGGCGACUCGUGUGAUCAUGGUCCUCAGUCUCCUCACGGGCGUAUCAAUAGGAUUCGUUCUGAUCUUGGUGCGCAAAUUGUGGGGGUAUGCUUACAGCAACGAGGAGGAAGUGGUGGAAUACAUUGCGAGAAUGAUGCCGGUUCUCGCCGUGUCAAUCGUUUUUGAUGAUCUGCAAUGUGUUCUUUCAGGUGUUGUUAGGGGCUGUGGCUUGCAAAAGAUUGGUGCAUAUGUCAAUCUCAGCGCAUACUACCUUGUCGGCGUUCCAGCGGCGUUAUGCUUUGCCUUUGUUUACCAUCUUGGCGGAAGGGGACUGUGGUUCGGAAUAAUGUGCGGAAUCAUCGUGCAAAUGCUGUUGCUGCUGUCCAUUACCCUGUGCACCAACUGGGAGAAAGAGGCUUUGAAGGCAAAAGACAGAGUUUUCAGUUCGUCCCUACCUCUAGAUAUGACGACAUGAACAUGCAAGAAACUAUCGUUUCUUGGCCAAUGACGCGGUGCAAAAGACCAAAGUCCAAAGGAAUAAUAUUUUGUUUUUGAACAGCAGUCCAAAGGAAGAAUUUGUCGCGAAGAAAAGUGUUUUUCCUCGAUCGUACCAGCACGGCACUUCAGUCGAGGAACGUCAGCCAAUGAAAGAUCUGGUUCUGUGAUUAUCUUUUGUCGGGGACACAUGGGUACACAAGGAGUGGUGAUUCGUGCUGAGUAGCCUUUUGUCUUGACGAUAAGGGAAUAAAAUCUUCUGUUUAAUAGUAAGAAAAUCUGCAGUAUACACUGAUCCAACAUUUCUGAGUGAGCAAACAAUUGAUAGAAAACAAGAAUGGUUCUGCUCCACUUGCUUCUUACUUCUGUAACUAAUGAACAACAUCGAACAAUAGUACAGAUUCCUUUCCCUGUAAAUACUGUCGGAGCCUCUCCAACAGUUUUCGGUCAAAAGAAAGUGCAAAUUUAGGAUGGAAUGCAGAACUGAGAAUACAC
Brachypodium distachyon (stiff brome) is the source of this 2131-nucleotide messenger RNA. Its product is annotated as protein DETOXIFICATION 16. Gene Ontology annotation, cellular component: membrane. The record is from RefSeq and is a predicted model, not a curated record. Gene Ontology annotation, molecular function: xenobiotic transmembrane transporter activity; antiporter activity. Gene Ontology annotation, biological process: xenobiotic detoxification by transmembrane export across the plasma membrane. The coding region runs from base 171 to 1616 and encodes 481 amino acids. Lineage: Eukaryota; Viridiplantae; Streptophyta; Magnoliopsida; Poales; Poaceae. The transcript is spliced from 8 exons.